This is a messenger RNA of Brassica oleracea var. oleracea, 516 nucleotides long. RefSeq lists its product as uncharacterized. Bases 1 to 516 code for a protein of 171 amino acids. The transcript is spliced from 2 exons. The record is from RefSeq and is a predicted model, not a curated record. Lineage: Eukaryota; Viridiplantae; Streptophyta; Magnoliopsida; Brassicales; Brassicaceae.
AUGUUGUCAUCAUCAUCAUCAUCCGAUGAACUCGAAGAAAGAUUGGACGAAGUUUUCGACGAAAUCCUCGAAGAUACAUACAACGAUAUAGUGGAGGCCCAAACCAAUAAUCAACGGAGACGUGCUUAUGUAGAACGAAACCGUGAAGCAGACCACAACCGUUUAUGGAAUGACUACUUCAGCGAAGACUCGACAUACUCGGCACAGUUAUACAGACGGCGUUUCCGCAUGAACAAGGAUUUAUUCAUGCGUAUUGUCCAUGACCUCUCAGAGAACGUUCCGUUCUUUCAACAUAGACAAGAUGCAACCGGGAGGUUUGGUCUUUCUCCACUUCAAAAAUGUACGGCAGCAAUUCGUCAGCUUGCUUAUGGUUCUGCAGCUGACACGGUUGAUGAGUAUCUCCGACUUGGUACCUUAUACGAUAUCAAUGUCCUCGAUCGGUCUCCUGUUUUUGAUGACAUUUUAGAAGGUCGGACCCCCAGGGUAAAGUAUGUGGUCAACGGACACACGUAUUAG